AUGCAAAUGAGGCCAGCCCACCCGGGGACCACACCCAGAUGUAGGCUGACCCAGGAGCAGUACAUCCUGGCGGCGCAGCCCAACACGCUGCAGCAGAGGGGGUCAUCGAUGUGUGGCGCGCCGGUCUACCCAAACGUGGGCAUCUACGGCUGGAGGAAGCGCUGCCUCUACUUUUUCAUCCUGCUGCUCCUGGUCACUAUGAUCGUCAACCUGGCCCUCACCAUCUGGAUCCUCAAGGUUAUGAACUUCACCCCGGACGGCAUGGGGAAGCUCCGCGUCACUAAGGAGGGCGUGCGUCUGGAGGGCGAGUCGGAGUUCCUUCAUCCGCUCUACGUCAAAGAGAUCAGGUCACGCAGGGACAGCCCGUUGAUCCUGCAGUCAGACAGGAACGUGACAGUGAACGCCAGAAACAACCUGGGACAAGUAACUGGUCAGCUCACCGUUGGUAAGAGGCACACUCACACACACACACACACACACACACACAGUCCUGUAAACACUGCUGGGGAGCAGCGGAGCAGCCGUCAGCCUGGUGGACUGUGA
Molecule: messenger RNA, 543 nt
Organism: Gadus chalcogrammus (walleye pollock)
Lineage: Eukaryota; Metazoa; Chordata; Actinopteri; Gadiformes; Gadidae
Product: zeta-sarcoglycan-like
Exons: 5
Coding region: 1-543 (180 amino acids)
Biological process (GO): heart contraction; cardiac muscle tissue development
Cellular component (GO): sarcolemma; sarcoglycan complex
Source: RefSeq, a predicted model, not a curated record